Molecule: messenger RNA, 1413 nt
Organism: Oldenlandia corymbosa var. corymbosa
Lineage: Eukaryota; Viridiplantae; Streptophyta; Magnoliopsida; Gentianales; Rubiaceae
Source: the annotation of a GenBank genome assembly
AUGGCUGCUGCUCAGAGGUAUAUUGCAGACAUUAACUGCUUGAUAAGCACCAAAAGCCAAUGCUUCAGAAUCAUAGUUCAUGUCAUGUCAAUCUGGAAGAUGUACAUGAAGGCAGAUCAGAAAGAAAUCAAGUCGCUUGAACUCAUAUUCAUUGAUGCUCAAGGUGGAAAGAUUCAGGCUACUAUCCCAAAAAGCUAUAUGGACACUUUUAUCGACUACAUCGAAGAAGGUUGUGUGCGCCAAAUAUCCUCUUUUGAUCAUGCUCUGAAUAUUGUUGGUGGUUACCGUUGUUCAAGACACGAAUACAAAAUCGUGUUUGAACCUAACACUAUGGUGGAGACUGUUUAUGAUUUGGAUAUUCCUAACCAUGUGAUUGAAUUCACUCCAUUCGCUAAGAUUUCCAAUUUCAUUACAAAUUUUGAUUUCUGUUUUGAUGUUAUUGGACACAUUAUUGGUGUUAGUGAGCCAAUCAUUGAUAGGGAGAAGAAGAGAAUAUCUUUGGAGAUGGAGGAUGAAAGGACUGACAGGUUGAAAAUCACCCUGUGGAAUGGAAAUGUUGAUGCCAUCCUAGCAAUGAUGGAUGAUGAUCCAGAAUUGCCAGUAGUGCUUAUUGUACAAUAUGUGAAGUGCAAGAAGUGGAAUUCAAGGGCUUCAGUCACCACUAAUAUGUACAAUGGAAGAAUAUUCCUAAAUGACAUGGCUGCAAUUUCAGACUACAAAAUGAGACAAAUGCUCAUUUAUUAUGUAACAAUGCAAGAAAUAGAUGCAGAAACCAGUAUUGAAUUUGGGCUCAAUAUGUCCCCUACAGAUGACAGUACUGCAAAGCCUUCCAUGAAGCAAGUGACUGAGUCGUGCAAGGAACAAGAUGUGCAAACCCUAGCUCCGCACCCCCCUGCGGAAACCCUACUUGCGCGUGCCCCUGCGAAAGCUGUGAUUGCGCAACAAGCUGAAUCAACGUCGGGGCUGUCUUCAAUGGAAAAGCUUGCUAUUCCAGUGGAUGUCCCUAAUGAAUGUACCUCCACCAUCAGGGGUCUCCAAUCGAUUUGUGGUUUUGGAGACGUUGACGAGUCUGAUGAAGAUGAUAAGGUUGAAAAUGUCUACAUUGAAGAUUUGACUGUUGAGCAGACUUCUUUGGAGCUUACUAUUCCAACAGUGGCUCCGCAACUCCUUGGAAAUGCUCAUGAGACUAUGCAGCAGCUGGAUAGAGGAGUUUCUUUGCAUACUGGAAGACAAUCGGAUGAUGGUGAGAUUGCAAAAUCUUCGGGAACUUUGGAGAUUGAUGAUUGCGAUUGCGACUUCUGUUCUGAUGGAGAUAAUGAAUGUGCGCAUGAUUCAAUGCAAGGGGAUAAGUCCGUGCCUAAAAAGCAUGGUCGCAAAUCCAAAGUUGAACGGGCAUUGUCGCAAGAAGGGUGA